AUGAAAGAGCUUUUUGAAAGAAAUAAAAGAAAAAAUAAAGAAAAAGAAGUGAAAAAAGAAGAAGAUAGAAGUAUAAAAAAUGAAAAGGACAAAAAAGAAGAGAAAAAAAAGGAAAAUAAAGAAGGUCAAAAUGAAAAUAUAAAAACAAGAGAAAAUGAAAUAAAUAAAAAAAAAAAUGUGAUAAAUUUUUUAAAUAAUGAAAAACCUAGGGAAAAUAAAAAUAUUCAUUAUAGAAAUUUUGUUUUAGAUGAUAUAUCAGAUGAUUACAUAGAAAAGAAAGAGAAAAUAAUUCAUGAUCAUUUGGGGCAUGUUAAAAGAAAAAAAAAUAGUGAAACAAGAAAAAAUGAACAUAUGUAUAAAAAUAAAUAUAAUGAUAGUAAAUAUAAUCAAAUAACAGGAUUAAAUUUAACAAAUUAUUUAUUAGUACCUGAUGAAAUAAGACAUAAAUAUACAAAAUCAUAUUUAUUUCAAAUAUCAAAAAGAUUACUAGUUAUGAAAAAACCGUGGAGGUUGCCAAAAAAUGUUGAACUACAAAUUAAUAAUGUAUAUCAUUUAUCUAAUUAUAUAAAAGUAUUAGAGAGAAUAUCAAGUGAAUAUUUAAAUGAUCCACCAAUAAAUUAUUAUUAUAGAGGAUUAGAAUUAUAUAAUAAAAAUGUGUUUGCAAAUAUAGAUUAUUUAUUAAAAAAAGUGGAUAUAAAAAAAAAUCAAAAAAAUGUGAAUUACAAAAAUUUAAUAAAAAUAAAUGAAUGCUAUUACGAUUUGAGUACAUUUGGUAAAUCACCUAAUGCUAUGUUUUAUCAGUCAUAUGUUAUAUGGGACAUCCACGGUAAUAAUUUAACCUUAGAGGAAGAAUAUGGAAAUUUUUUCGAUUCGCAAAUUAUUGAUUAUGCUUUUGGUGAAAAAGAAUAUCCAAAUUUAAAGUACAUUAUAAGUAUUUGCAGUUCUAUAUUAUUGUGGCUUAAUUUCAAUAAAAAAGAUAAUUUUGCUAUUAUAAAUUAUCAUAAAACUAGCUCAUUUAUUUUACUAAUUUUUUCUUGUGUUAUGUUAUCUUUAGAUAAUUCAUUAACAUUAGAUCAAAUUCAAGAAAUCUUAUAUAAAUCAUCUAAAAUAUACAAUGAUGAAGAUGAUGAAGGAGCAUAUACUCAUACUGAUUCAUCUUCUACUUAUUUCAUAAAUAAAUAUGAAAAUAAUUCUAUUUACAAAAAAUCUGAUGACAUGUUUAAUAUAUUACAUAAAAAGUAUGAUGAAAUAAAUUACAGUGGUUUUUCUAAUUAUAAUAAUAGUAAUUAUUUUUCAAAUAUAGAUUUUAAUAAAAAAAGAGAUGUUUCUGAAUCAAAUGAAAUUUAUAAUUUUAAUAAUUAUAGUAAUUUAGAGGAUACUAAUUUUAUAAAUAAUUUAAAUAAAAAAGAAAGUCAUGAUUCUAAAGAUAAAUAUAAUGAGGAAAACAUUGAAGGUACCAACAAAAUUCAAUACCACACUUUAAAUUUAAAUAGCAAAAGUGGAAUGUAUGAUAAUGAAUUAGAUAAUUCUAAAAAUAAAAAAAAAACAAAGUUUUCAAAUUCGUGGGGAUUUGGAUUAAUAAAUAGAGAAACAUACAAAAAUAGUAUGAGAGUAAAAGAUCAUCAUUUUUGGAUAUCUUUUGAUUAUUGGAAACCAUCUCAUAAAAGAUAUUUUUUUUAUUUUAAUGAUAUAAUAAAAAAUAAGAAUAAGAAAAUUGAAAAUAACACUUUUAGAUUAAAUAGCAUGAUUUUUACUGAUUAUGCCUUGUGUUCUGUUUCAAUUGAAGUUUAUGAAAUUAUUUAUAAGGAUAAAGAAGAUUUUAACUUAGAUUUUUUUUCAGAUCAUGAAUCAGAAGAAUAUACAGAAGAAUGUUCAUAUGAUGAAGAAUCAAUAGACGAUACAUCAGAAGGAUCACAAGAAUUUGAAUCGGAUGAUUCAAAGGAAAUAAAAUCAGAAUUAGAUGAAAAAGAUGAAAAUCGUGAAUGCAAAAAUGAUUAUAGAAAUGUGUCUGAUUGCAUUUUUAAAGAAGAUAAUGAAAAAAAUAUUUUGGAUUCAAAAAAAAAGUGUAUAAAUUUACAAAAAAAUAAUUUGGAUGGAAAUAUCACUUUAAAAAGAAAUGAUCAUUUUCAUAAAAAUAAUAUGAUAUAUAAAAAAAUGUUUAGUUGUGAUAUUCCACAUUACUCAGAAAAUAGUAAUUCAAACAAUGCAAAAAUAAAUUAUGCAUCUAGUAUGUAUUAUGAUUUGCCAAAUUCUAAAGAAAAAGAGAAUAAGGGUUUAUCAGAUAAAACAUAUAAAAAAGGAUUUAAUUCCUUAAAAAAUAAAUUGUUAAGAACAUCUUCUCACUAUAAUUUAAAGAACUAUUAUAAUGUAUAUUAUGAAAAUUCUGCAGGAGAAUCAUCUAAUUAUAGAAAUAAAACUUCUGAUAAGUAUUCAAGAAUAGAAUCGGAAGAAAGUAAAAAAAUUAAUACAGUUGAUUCAUCGAAAAGUCGUAGUUUUCAUUUAACAAAUAAAAUGAAAAAAAUAGCUAAUGCCUUUUCAACUCGCAGAAACUUUUCUAACUGUACUUCCAAAGAGAGCUCAAUAUAUGCGUCUGAAUUGAAAAAUGAACAUAUGCAUGGAGUUAGUGAAAUAAGAGGAAACAAAAUAGCAAAUGGAAGUUUUAUUAAAAGAAAAAAGUGUGAUUCCUUUAAAGAAAAUAAAUAUGAUUCUUUUUCUACGGGUGAAUCUAUAAAUUCUAGUAAAAAAAUAAACAUCAAUAGCUUAUUAAAAAAUGGAAAAGUAAUAGUUGAAGAAAAAAAGAAUAAAACAAAGAAUAAAAAAAAGAAUAAAAAAAAAUACGGUUUUUUAAAAAAAAAUAGGAAAAAGAAGAAAUCAGAAGAUAAAAUAAAAUCAUCUUCUAAAUAUGGUUAUGAAUACUUUUUAAAAUGUAAUAACUUAAAUUGCAAUAUCGUAUCAUCAUAUGAAAAAAAUAAAAAAAAAUAUGUAACUAUUGAUUUUACUCAUGAUGCAGAAGGUAAUCCUAAAGAACAUAUCAUAUGUGGAGAUAUUCUGAUACUAAUUGGUAAUAAGCAUGUAGAUAAAUUUAAUAAAGGGUUUCCAUGCUCUUUUUCUUUUCAUACGGGUUUUUUAAAAAAAGGCUCUUCAGAAAUCAUUCAUAUAAGAAAAGAUGAUAUAGAUAUUAACAGCAAUUAUGAAAAUUAUAUACCAGAUAAUAUGAAAAUAUCAAUUGUUUUGGAUUCAGCUACAAAAAAGGAUUCUUUGAAUGCAUAUAAAAAACACUUAAAAAGCAAUAACAAAAUUGAUGAUUUAGAAGAAUUAAAAAAAAUUGAAAAAAAAAAUUUUUAUGUUAGAAAUGAAAAUAAAAAUGUAUUAUAUAAACCGCAUGAUGAUCCCAACAAUUUUAUUUCUAUCGAUAAAAAUUACAACUAUUUUGACAAAAUGAGUUCUGAAAAAAAGAAAAAAAAAAGAAUGGAAGGCUAUAAUGUAGAGGAAGAAGAGGAUACAAAAAAAAGAAAAAAUAGUACUGAAUUAAUCAAGAAAAAAAAGAAAGAAAAUGAAGAACAGCAAAUACAAGAACAGGGAGAGCAAGCAUGUGAGCAACUAAAAGAAGCAAAUGAAGAAAAAAAUACUUUAGAAAUUAAUAGUAACAAAAAGUCAGAUUUUAAUUCUAAAAUGCAUUAUAAUGUAUAUACGUUGUACAAUGAAAAAGAAUCAAAAUUAAAAUAUAAUACCACUAACAUAACUCAAUUGUUAACUUCUUUUUUUGGGUUUAAAAGUAAAGAAGAUAAAUUUUCCUUAAAUAAAAAGCAAAAUGUAUGUUCUCUUUUAACAUCAAAAAAAUCCGUAUCUAGUCUAAUUUCUCUAAAAGAUUUUUUACAAAGGCAGUUUGAAGUUAUUACAAAACCAUCAAAAAACUUGUGCAACUUUGUCAAUAAUCAUGUUGUAAAAGUCAAUAUUUCUUUAGUAAAUUCUUUAAAAAAAAUGACUAAAUUACCGAAGUUAAAAAUUCUGUUUUCUUUGAAGAUAUGUAAUAAUGAUUUAAAUAAAGCUCUUAAUUUUAUUUUAUCUGUAUGGGGAUUAAGUAUGUUAAAAAAUGAAAAAUAUAUUAAAUACAAAUCCUCAUUAAAUCAAAUUUCUGAAUCCCAUAGAGAAUUUAAAGCUGUUUUAGACUAUAACAAUGUAAGUAGUAUGCCAUCAGAAGAGUCAACAAAGCAUUUAUAUAAUAUUGAAAAUGCAAGUUACACAAACAUUUCAUAUUAUAGAAAAAUAUAUAAUAAAAGUGUAGAAAAGUUAGAAAAUAAAGAUGUUUUGAAAAUAGAAGAAAAGGAAAAUGAUAAAUUAAGUUCUUCAGAUCAUUCAAAAAAAACUAUUCAAAGUAAAGAGGAAAAGGAGGAAAAAAUAAAAGAAUUAAAAAGGGAAUAUUCAAAUAAAGAUAUUUUUCAGGCCACUACAAGCUCUGAUGGAAUAAAAAUUGCUAAACUUGAAAUGAACAAAUCCGAUUAUGAGAAGAAAGAAGGUGAAAUUAUUAAUAAAAAAAAAUAUGGUUUCUUAAAAAAAGAUAAAGAUAAAUACGAUAUGAAUAAAGAAGAAAUAUCACAAGAUAAGGAAAAAUCAAUAAAUAAUACGAAAAUGAAGGAUGAGCAAUUAAAAAAGGUGGAUCGUAUUACUAAUAAUGAUAGUAUAUUAAAGAGAAUAGGAGAAAGAAAUUUUUUUUAUGCAAAAUUACCAAGUGGAGAAUUAAUUAAAUUAAAAAUUAAAGAUUCUACCCCAUCAAGUUCUCAUGAUAAUAUACCAUUAUUAUUUAUUGAACCUGUAGAUGAAUCGCAACAAAUAACAUAUACAAUGAGUUCAAAGAAAAUUGAAAAAUCAAAUAAAAAAGAAAACAUUGUGGAUAAAGAUAAUUUAAAUAAAAAAUUUUUAAUUAAUGAUAUGACAAAAAUGUACCAACGAUUUAAUGAAAAAAAUAAAACUGAAUCAUUGUUAAGUAUAGUAAGUGAUAGAUCUACCACAUCUACGUAUUCCACACCUGUUAUAGAAGCGUCUCUGUUUUCUAUUUCCAAAUGGAAGGAAGAUGAAAAAAAGAAAAUUGAAGAAAACAGAAUUGAAGAAAAAGAAAUUGAAAAAGAGGAAAUUAAAGAAAAAAGAGUUGAAGAAAAAGAAAUUGAGAAAAAGGAAAUUAAAGAAAAAAGAGUUGAAGAAAAAGAAAUUGAAGAAAAAAGAAUCGAAGAAAAAGAAGUUGAAAGGAAGGAAAUUGAAGAAAAAGAAAGUGAAAAGAGGGAAAUUGAAAAAAAGGAAGCUGAAGAGGAAAAAAUUGAAGAUAAAGAAGGUGAAAAGAGAGAAAUUGAAAAAAAGGAAGCUGAAGAGGAAAAAAUUGAAGAUAAAGAAGGUGAAAAGAGAGGAAUUGAAAAAAAAGAAACCGAAGAAAAAAGAAUUGAAGAAAAGGAAAGUGAAAAGAAGGAAAUUGAAAAAAAAAAAACUGAAGAAAAAAAAAAUGGAGAAAAAGAAGUUGAAAAAAAAGAAUCUGAAGAAAAGGAUAUUGAAAGAAAAGAAUAUAAAUUAGUUAAUGAUAAACAAAAGACAGCUAAUAUUGUUGAAGCAUUACUAAAGAAGUCAAAAGAAAAAAGGCCUCCACCACCACUUCCUCCUUCCUUAUUAAAAGCCUCUUUUUCUAAAGAGAAAAUUGAUAAUAAACCAGAAGAUUCAAAAAAAGAUGCUGCUAUGAAACAAAUGAUUUCUAAAAAUGAACAUACAAAAAGUUCUGGCAAAAAAAUUCCAUGCCCACCUCCGUUUUUUUUAAAUAAAAAUAAUAUGAAAGAUAAAUCGAAAUUUCCCUUAAAAAAAUGCCCACUUAAUUUUUCCUUAAAAAAAUCGGAAAAAAUACCAGAAAAAAGACCAUUAGGGAUUAAACUACAUUGGCAAUUAUUGCCGACUCACAAAAUUGAAGGAACAGUUUUUAACGAAAUAAAACAUCAAGAAGCAAAAUAUAAUUUAAUUGACACGAAAGCAGUUCAUAAAAUAUUUGCAAGAGCAAAAACGGAAAAAAAAGUAAUAAAAAAAAAAGAAUCUGAAGAAAAAAAAAAAAAUUCAGAGGAAAAAUUAAUCACAGUACUAGAUAGAAAUAGAGCUCAAAAUAUUGGCAUAUUAUUAAGAUUUCCCAUGAGUACACAAGAAAUAGUUGAUAAAAUAAAUGUUUUUGAUCUGGAAAAUAUGAAUAUAGAAUUUUUGCAAAAAGUAUUACACAUUUUGCCAACAAAAGAAGAAAGUGAUGGUAUAUUACACAAAUUACAGAAUGAAAAUGUUAAACCAGAGCAAUUUAGAGAUGUUGAAAGAAAACUUAUCCCUUUUGUUUAUUUAGAUAAAUGUCGUCCUAAAUUUGAGAUUUCCUUAUUUUCUUUAAAAUAUGAAAAAAUGAUUAAUGAAAUAAAAAAUGAUUUAGUUAUUUAUGACAAAGCUGUUAAAGAAGUAAGAUCAAGCAUACGAUUAAGAUCUUUACUAAAAGCAGUUUUAAAAUGGGGUAAUUAUGUUAAUUAUGGAAUUAACGAUAAUGAAGAUUUAGUUGCACUAGGGUUUACCUUAUCAUCAGUUUUAAAAUUAAGUGAAUUUAAAUCUUCUAUUGAUAGUUCAAUUACUUCUUUGCAUUAUAUCACCGUUGUCUUAUGUAUGUAUCUGCCCAAUUUAAAUAUGAAUUGGUUAGAAAAUGAUUUAGAAUCAGUGCUAGUCGCAUCGAAAAUGUCUUCAGAAGCUGUUGAUAUUCUUUUAAUAUCUUUAGAUAAAGAAAUAAAUUAUAUUAAAACUCAACUGAAAUCCAAUUACGAAGGUAUUUUUAAAGAAAAAAUGGUAAUUAUAUUAGAAGAUAGUGAAAAAAAAUUUAUUAAAGUUCAAAAGAUGUAUGAAGAAACAAAAAAAUGUGUAUACGAUUUGAGCAUUUAUUUAGGAGAGGAAAUUUCAAAAAGUGGUAAUUUAGAAAACAUUUUUAUAAUAUUGUCAUCUAUUGUCGAUAAUUUUACAAAAUGCUACAAAGAUAUUUUAUCCAACCCCAAAAAAUAUUCCAUUUUAUUAAAUGAUCCAAAUUUAUUAGAUGAUUAUUAUAAUGUUUUUAGUAAAAAAAAAAAUAAUCCAAAAUUUUCCUCUGUAUUAAAAAAGACAGUUUCAAAAAAUGAAGUUUUAAAACCAGAAAAAAGUGAUUGUAAAUUAAAAAUUAACAAAUCUAAAAGUAAUUCUAAAAAAAAUGAUAACAGUAAAAGUUCAAUGUUUCAGCUUAGAACUCAGCUUCUUAAAGACAUACAAAAUAAGGCUACUAUAAGAAAUUCAAAUCAGAAUUUUACUAAUUGCAAUAUAGAAACUUUGGAUAAUCAAAACUGUAAAGAAAACAUAUCAAAAAAUAUUAUAGAAAAGGAAGAAGGUAAUGAUAAAAGUAAAGAAGUAUAUAUAGAAAAUGAUAAUAAUAAAUUAAACGAAAGUAAAAAUACUGAUGAUAAAAUAAAUAACAGCAACAGUAUUGAUGAUAAAAUAAAUAAAAAUAAUGAUACUGAAAAUAAUAUAAAUAUAAAUAUAAAUAAAAAUAAUAAUACUGAUAAUAAAAUAAAUGAAAAUCAAAAUAAUGAUACUGAUAAUAAAAUAAAUGAAAAUAAAGAUAAUGAUAUUAAAAAUAAUAUAAAUAUAAAUAAAAAUAAUGAUACUGAAAAUAAUAUAAAUAAAAAUAAUGAUAUUGAUAAUAAAAUAAAUGAAAAUAAAAAAUUAGAUAUAAAAUAA
Messenger RNA from Plasmodium relictum, 7752 nucleotides. Its product is annotated as formin 2, putative. The transcript has a single exon. NCBI's taxonomy places the organism in Eukaryota, Apicomplexa, Aconoidasida, Haemosporida, Plasmodiidae. The record is from RefSeq and is a predicted model, not a curated record. The coding region runs from base 1 to 7752 and encodes 2583 amino acids.